AUGGGGAAGGAGCAGGAGCUGGUGCAGGCGGUGAAGGCGGAGGACGUGGGGACCGCGCAGAGGCUGCUGCAGAGGCCGCGGCCGGGGAAGGCCAAGCUCCUAGGCUCUACCAAGAAGAUCAAUGUCAACUUCCAGGACCCAGAUGGCUUCUCAGCCCUGCACCAUGCUGCCCUGAAUGGCAACACGGAAUUGAUCUCUCUACUGCUGGAGGCUCAGGCUGCUGUAGACAUCAAGGACAACAAAGGCAUGCGGCCAUUGCACUACGCAGCCUGGCAGGGCCGGAAGGAGCCCAUGAAGCUGGUGCUGAAGGCAGGCUCAGCAGUAAAUGUCCCAUCCGACGAGGGCCACAUACCCCUGCAUUUGGCAGCCCAGCAUGGUCACUACGAUGUGUCAGAGAUGCUGUUACAGCAUCAGUCCAACCCUUGCAUGGUAGACAACUCCGGAAAGACACCUCUGGACCUGGCCUGUGAGUUCGGUCGAGUAGGGGUAGUCCAGCUGCUACUAAGUAGCAACAUGUGUGCAGCCUUGCUGGAGCCCAGACCAGGGGAUACCACGGACCCCAACGGCACCAGCCCCCUGCACCUGGCAGCCAAGAAUGGCCACAUCGACAUUAUCAGACUCCUCCUUCAGGCCGGCAUCGACAUUAACCGGCAGACCAAGUCUGGCACUGCCCUUCAUGAGGCUGCACUCUGUGGGAAGACAGAAGUGGUUAGGCUGCUGUUGGACAGUGGGAUCAAUGCCCACGUGAGGAACACCUACAGCCAGACAGCUCUGGACAUUGUGCACCAAUUUACUACAUCCCAGGCCAGCAAGGAGAUCAAGCAACUUCUCCGAGAGGCCUCAGCAGCUCUACAGGUGCGGGCGACCAAGGAUUACUGUAACAAUUAUGACCUGACCAGUCUCAAUGUGAAGGCUGGGGACAUUAUCACGGUACUUGAACAGCAUCCAGAUGGCCGGUGGAAAGGAUGUAUCCAUGAUAACCGGACAGGCAAUGACAGGGUGGGCUACUUCCCAUCCUCGCUGGGCGAGGCUAUCGUUAAACGAGCAAGUUCCCGAACAGGCAGCGAGCCAAGCCCACCCCAGGGAGGUGGCUCCUUGGGGCCCUCUGCACCUGCGGAGGAGAUCUGGGUGCUGAGGAAGCCUUUUGCAGGUGGCGAUCGCAGUGGCAGCUUGAGCAAUGUGGCUGGAGGCCGAAGUGGUGGGGGUCAUGCCCUGCAUGCAGGCUCCGAAGGAGUUAAGCUCCUGGCAACAGUGCUUUCUCAAAAGUCAGUCUCUGAUUCCAGUCCAGGAGAUAGCCCCAUCAAACCUCCAGAGGGCUCUACAGGUGCUGUACGGUCCCAGCCUCCAGCAGCCCAUGCUGGGCAGGUAUAUGGGGAUCAGCCACCCAAGAAGCUGGAAUCUGCCUCGGCCUCAGAGGGCAAGAGUGCUGAGGCGGUCAGUCAGUGGCUCGCCACAUUCCAGCUACAGCUCUAUGCCCCUAACUUCACCAGUGCUGGCUAUGACCUGCCCACCAUCAGCCGUAUGACCCCCGAGGACCUCACAGCCAUUGGUGUUACCAAGCCAGGCCAUCGUAAGAAGAUCACAGCAGAGAUCAGCGGCCUGAACAUUCCUGACUGGCUGCCUGAACACAAACCCGCUAACUUGGCUGUGUGGCUGUCCAUGAUCGGUCUGGCCCAGUAUUACAAGGUGCUGGUGGACAACGGCUAUGAGAACAUUGAUUUCAUCACCGAUAUCACUUGGGAGGAUCUGCAGGAGAUUGGCAUCACCAAGCUGGGACACCAAAAGAAGCUGAUGCUGGCCGUGAGGAAACUGGCAGAACUGCAAAAGGCGGAAUACUCCAAGUAUGAGGGGGGACCCCUGCGCCGAAAGGCACCCCCCCAAUCACUUGAAAUGAUGACUAUUGAGUCGCCACCGCCCUCUGAGCCUACAGCUGCAGAUUGCCAAUCUCCUAAGAUGACCACCUUCCAGGACAGUGAACUCAGUGGUGAGCUGCAGGCUGCCCUGUCUGGCCCUCCUGAAGCAGGCGCAGCUGCUGCUGAGAAGUCCUCCAACCACCUGCCCCCCACUCCAAGGGCUACCCUACGACAGGAGUCCAGCCUGGGUGGCCGGGCUCGGCACAUGAGCAGCUCACAGGAGCUCCUGGGUGACGGACCCCAAGGGCCUGGCAGCCCUAUGUCACGAAGUCAGGAAUACCUGCUGGAUGAGGGGCCGGCCCCUGGCACCCCACCCAAGGAGGUGCGGUCUGGCCGCCAUGGCCACAGUGUCAAGAGGGCCAGUGUGCCCCCGGUGCCUGGCAAGCCACGGCAGGUCCUUCCAUCAGGUGCCAGCCACUUCACACCCCCACAGACGCCCACCAAAGCUCAGCCGGGUUCUCCUCAGGCACUUGGGGGACCUCAUGGUCCAGCCACAGCCAAGGUGAAGCCCACCCCACAGCUGCUGCCGCCCACAGACCGACCCAUGUCGCCCCGUUCUCUGCCUCAGUCACCCACACACCGUGGCUUUGCCUAUGUGCUGCCUCAGCCAGUUGAGGGUGAGGCAGGGCCAGCUGCUCCAGGACCCACACUCCCAUCAGUACCGGCAGCUGUGCCCACACUGUGUCUGCCCCCAGAAGCUGAUGUGGAGCCUGGGCGGCCCAAGAAACGUGCUCACAGCCUAAACCGCUAUGCAGCCUCUGACAGCGAGCCGGAGCGGGAUGAGCUGCUGGUGCCUGGUGCUGCUGGACCCUAUGCCACAGUCCAGCGGCGUGUGGGUCGGAGCCAUUCAGUGAGGGCUCCCGCUGGCGCUGACAAGAAUGUUAAUCGCAGUCAGUCCUUUGCUGUGCGGCCACGCAAGAAGGGGCCCCCACCACCUCCGCCGAAGCGCUCCAGCUCAGCUAUGGCCAGUGCCAACCUCGCGGAUGAGCCGGCUCCAGAUGCUGAGACGGAGGAUGGCCGGCUGGGAGUGCGGGCACAGCGCCGGCGGGCUAGUGAUCUGACUGGCAGCGUGGACACAGGCAGUGCUGGCAGUGUGAAGAGCAUUGCAGCCAUGUUGGAGCUGUCUUCCAUUGGGGGUGGAGGGCGGGCUAUCCGCAGGCCCCCUGAAGGCCACCCCACACCUCGUCCUGCCAGUCCAGAACCGGGUCGGGUAGCUACGGUGUUGGCCUCUGUGAAACAUAAAGAGGCCAUUGGGCCUGACGGCGAAGUGGUAAACCGGCGCCGUACACUCAGCGGCCCGGUCACAGGACUUUUGGCCACUGCUCGCCGGGGACCUGGGGAACCAACAGAGCAGAGUCAUUUUCUGGAGGAUGGUACAGCUCGACAACGGCCUCGCGGUCCAGCCAAGGGGGAGGCAAGUGUGGAGGGCCCUCCCCUUGCCCGGGUAGAGGCCAGUGCCACCCUCAAGAGGCGCAUCCGGGCCAAGCAGAGCCAGCAAGAGAAUGUCAAGUUCAUCCUGACAGAGUCUGAUACAGUCAAGCGCAGGCCUAAGGCUAAAGAGCGUGACACUGGCCCUGAACUGCCCCCACCACUGUCUGUGUAUCAGAAUGGCACAGCCACGGUUCGCCGACGGCCAGCCUCUGAGCAGGCUGGGCCCCCAGAGCUGCCCCCUCCUCCUCCACCUGCUGAGCCCCCACCUGCUGACCUAAUGCAGCUGCCCCCACUGCCCCUGCCUGAUGGCAAUGCCCGGAAGCCAGUGAAGCCACCUGUCUCUCCCAAGCCCAUCCUGGCUCAGCCUGUGACCAAGAUACAGGGCUCACCUACACCUGCCUCCAAGAAGGUGCCACUGCCAGGCCCUGGCAGCCCAGAGGUAAAGCGCGCUCACGGCACGCCACCACCUGUGUCACCCAAGCCUCCGCCGCCACCCACAGCACCCAAACCAGCCAAGGCUGUGGCGGGACUACAGUCCAGCAGCGCCACCACCUCGCCUGUGCCCUCGCCGGCACGCCAGCCGCCAGCAGCCCUAGUCAAGCCGGCUAGCUCGCCGCCCUCGCAGAGCGCCAGCCCUGCCAAGCCCCCUUCCCCAGGCGCACCAGCGCUGCACGUACCCGCCAAGCCCCCUCGCGCUGCCGCUUCAGUGGCCUCCGGAUCAUCAGCAGCUCCAGACUGUGCUUCACCCGGGGACAGUGCUCGGCAGAAGCUAGAGGAGACUAGUGCGUGUUUGGCUGCUGCAUUGCAGGCAGUGGAGGAGAAGAUUCGGCAGGAAGAUGGACAAGGCCCUCGCCCCUCCUCCAUCGAGGAGAAGAGCACUGGCAGCAUCCUGGAAGACAUCGGCAGCAUGUUCGACGACCUGGCCGACCAGCUGGAUGCCAUGCUGGAGUGAGGCAGCCACAGACACGGGCCCACUGUGCUCCCUGUUCAGGCCCGCACUUUGACCUUUACCUCAGGACGGGCACC
Arvicola amphibius (Eurasian water vole) is the source of this 4370-nucleotide messenger RNA. RefSeq names its product CASK interacting protein 1 (gene Caskin1). The transcript is spliced from 20 exons. NCBI's taxonomy places the organism in Eukaryota, Metazoa, Chordata, Mammalia, Rodentia, Cricetidae. The record is from RefSeq and is a predicted model, not a curated record. Bases 1 to 4296 code for a protein of 1431 amino acids. Gene Ontology annotation, molecular function: protein binding.